AUGUCCACUGAGCCCCUGGGCAAUGGUACCCUGAAGGAAGCCCCAUUUAAAAACCUGGUCUUGAAAAAAGCGGAGCUGGAGUUCGCCCAGGUGGUCGUCGUGGUGGUGGUGGUCACAGUGAUGGUCGUGGUUGUCGUCUGCCUGCUGAACCACUACAGAGUCUCCACCCGGUCCUUUAUCCACCACCCGGGGCAGGGCCGGAGGCAGGACGGGCCGCAGCCGGAAGGGCGCCUGUGGCCUUCAGACAGAUCUGGACCUCAGCCCACCUCAGAGAUCAUGUAUGCCCCGCAGUCCAGGAAUGGGGGGACUGCCCCCACCUUUCUCCAGAGGGAUCGGUUCAGCCGAUUCCAGCCCACCUACCCCUACGUGCAACACGAGAUCGACCUUCCCCCCACCAUCUCCCUGUCGGACGGGGAGGAGCCACCUCCUUACCAGGGGCCCUGCACCCUGCAGCUCCGGGAUCCCGAACAGCAGAUGGAACUCAACCGAGAGUCUGUGAGGGCCCCGCCCAACCGAACCAUAUUUGACAGCGAUUUGAUAGAUGUGUCCGUCUACAGCGGGGGCCCACGCCCACCCAGCAGCAAUUCAGGCAUAAGUGCCAGCACCUGCAGCAGUAACAGGAGGAUGGAGGGGCCACCCCCGGCCUACAGUGAGGUGAUGGGCCACUGCCUGGGCGCCACUCUCUUCCACCCCCAGCACAGCAGCACACACGGGGGGAGCAGACUGCCACUCCAGCGGGACGGCCUGGGGGGCACCGAGCUGCCCGUCCAGGGCAAGGACAGGAAGCCCGGGAACCUCAUCUGACCUGCGUACACACCUGACUUAAGAAAGGAGGAGGGAGGUGGUGGCACUACUCCUCCAUCCCCAGCACAGCAAGUUCAGUAAAACAGAAUGAUUCCUUCCACAGGAGCCGCAUGCAGGCUGAAAUAGUACAAACCUCCUCCAGUCUGGCCGCAAACGGUGUUCAUCUGGGGUAGUGAUAGGAAAGGGCAGGUUUUGGCAAAGGGUGGGCAUGAGAAUACAAAGGGGUGCUUUGAAGACAUCAUGAAAUAAAACCCCCAGAGGCAUCUGACUUGAUUAUGAAAGCAGACGCAGCAGGGGAAGAGGCCAGAAUGGCCUGCUUUACAAUUCACUGAAUAAAGAGGAAAACAUUAUUAUACAUUAUGGGGAAGAAUCGCCAGUUUGCUUCCCACCCCCAAAC
Molecule: messenger RNA, 1201 nt
Organism: Mesoplodon densirostris (Blainville's beaked whale)
Lineage: Eukaryota; Metazoa; Chordata; Mammalia; Artiodactyla; Ziphiidae
Gene: LDLRAD4
Product: low density lipoprotein receptor class A domain containing 4
Biological process (GO): negative regulation of transforming growth factor beta receptor signaling pathway
Cellular component (GO): early endosome membrane; Golgi membrane
Molecular function (GO): R-SMAD binding
Source: RefSeq, a predicted model, not a curated record